Molecule: messenger RNA, 2391 nt
Organism: Arctia plantaginis
Lineage: Eukaryota; Metazoa; Arthropoda; Insecta; Lepidoptera; Erebidae
Source: the annotation of a GenBank genome assembly
AUGAAACCAUCUCAUUCCACACGUAAAAGAAGAGGGGAGUCAUGGUCUGAAGACACGAUGAAAGCUGCCAUUAAAGCUGUGCAAAGAGGUCAUUUGACUCAGCGAUCAGCAGCAACAAAGUAUAAUAUUCCGCGAAGAACUUUAAGAGAUCAUUUAAAAACAGGUCAAGAAAUCAAACGUUUGGGAAGAAAGCCUAUUUUAACGAAUGAACAAGAAAAAGAUUUAGCUUCGCGGAUUAAAAGAUUUGCAAGUAUUGGGAUUCCACUAACGCCUAAAUUCAUUAGAAAACAAGCUUUCUUAUUUUGCGAGAGAUAUGAUAUCAAAAAUAAUUUCAAUAAAUCCAAAAGGAUUGCUGGUGUAGAUUGGUUGAGAUUCUUUUUAAAUAGAAAUCCAUCCAUUAGUAAACGAAAACCGCAAAUAAUGAACCCAGCUCGUGCACAAAAGUUGAAUAAACCUAUUGUUCAACAACAUUUUCAGAGUAUCCGCAAAUUAUAUGAUGAGUUAGAUAUACUGCGACAUCCAGAAAGGUUAUAUAAUAUGGACGAAAAAGGAUGUCGAAUAACUGUGCAUAAACAGCAUACAGUUUUGGCUGAAAAAGGGAGCAAAAGGGUUCAUCUCAUUGCCCCGGAACAUGCAGAGAAUGUCACCAUUGCGAUGUGUGUGAAUGCCAUAGGUACAACAAUUCGCGCUAUGAUCAUUUUUAAAGGCCAAAGGCAAAGACCAGAUCUAACAGAAAAUCUACCAGCUGGAACGAUAGUUAGAAUGGCAUCGAAGGGAAGUAUGACUUCAGACCUAUUUGUGGAAUUUAUUCAGCACCUGGCAAAACAUAAAGUCGCUGAUAAAUGUUUAUUAAUUUUUGAUGGUGCAAAGUGCCAUCUAUCAGUUGAGGCGUUAGAUGAAGCUGAAAAAAAUGAUAUAGUUUUGUACUGCCUUCCUUCCAAUACUACGCACGAGCUGCAACCGUUAGACAAAUCGGUAAAUAAAUCCUAUGAGCAUCACUGGGAUGAAGCUGUUCUGAAUUUCCUGUCAGUUAACCCUGAUAGGACAUUGAAAAAAGCCGAUUUCAAUAAAAUAUUUUCGCAAGUGUGGCCCAAAUGUAUGACACACACUAACAUAUUGAACGGAUUCAAAGCAACAGGCUUGUAUCCUUAUAACCCUGAAGCAAUCCCAGAAGAAGCAUUUGCUCCGUCAGUUUUAUCUGAAAUUCCAUAUCCUCAAAAUCAAAACAAACCAAUGCAGAAUCCUAAAUCUGAUGCUAAUGUUGACACUGACUCUGACGAAAAUCAGCGUAAUCUUGAUAUAAACACAUCAAACAUACUGGACUUGACUCCUGAUGAAUUUAAUGUUAUCAACAUUGACGACAAUCUUACUGUGACGCCGCGUACUGAACAGUGUGACAAUCUUCAAAUUUUUUUACCUCAACCAACAGCAUUAAAGGCUCAAAACAUUUCUCGUAUUGUUGAUUAUAGCUCAUCUACUGAUAUUUCUGAAAAUGAAUUGGAAAAUCCUACGCUGCAAGAUUCAUUCCAUAACUUAUGUGUUUCACCUUCCACAAUUCCUGAAAAUUUCUCUGUGUUACCUGAAGUGCCUGCAAACAAAGAAAGCUCUACGGGUAAUGACAUUGAUAUGGCAGUUCCAAGUUGUUCAGGUCUACAAAGACACAUACGUCGAACAUACAGCUCUGACUCGUCUGACAUAGAUAGUUUCAUAAUCAAGCCAUCACAUGAUAAGUUAAAAUAUUCAGUUGAAGAUGUCUAUGGUUGUUCAUCAGAUGAAGAAAAUGAAAUUUUAUCUAUCAUUGAUAAAGGAGUAACUACACCUAAAAAGCAAAUAAUCAAUGUUGCGCAAGAAAACAUAAAUCAAAAAGCAAACCCUGAUGAUGAUAAGUCUUGUUUUUCAGAUGAAGAGAAUGUCCCAUUAUCAAAUUUGAAAAAACCAAGCAAUAAAACAGAAUUUGAAGACUUUUUGCCGACUCCUAAUUACGCUAUAACUAAAACGAACCGUCCACGAAAGAAAGCUCUUAAUUAUAAGGGUCAACGUAUUACUAAAGAUCUCUUUGACAAAAAAGAUGAAGAUAAAAAGAAAACAAAGAAUACCAAUACCAAAGAACAUGAGAAAAACAAGAAAGAUAAGAUUAAAUUAAAAAAUAAAUCAAUAAAAACAAAAGAUAGGUUGCCAAAAAAAGUUAAGUACAUUGCUAAUGAACAAGAAAAUAAAAAGAGGAUUAAUGAAAAAAAGGACGAUGCAGAAGAACAUUGGUACUGCUAUGCAUGUCAUGAAAACAUAAAAUUGGACAUGAGACAAUGUAAAUUUUGCAAGAAGUGGUACCAUGAGGAGUGUGUUGGCCUCACGAAACAUGACGAAGACUUCAUGUGUUCAAAUUGCGAAUAA